AUGGACAUAAGAGGCUGCACCUGGCUGCUGCUGCUGUCGCUCUUGCAGUGGGCAGCCAGCAGCCAGUGUCCUGUGUUCCAGUGCAGUCAGUGUCCUGUGUUCAGUGGGCAGCCAGCAGCCAGUGUCCUGUGUUCCAGUGGGCAGCCAGUGUCCUGUGUUCAGUGGGCAGCCAGUGUCCUGUGUUCAGUGGGCAGCCAGUGUCCUGUGUUCCAGUGGGCAGCCAGUGUCCUGUGUUCCAGUGGGCAGCCAGUGUCCUGUGUUCCAGGACAGAGCCACCAGGCUCUACGGCGAUCUAAGAGAAGAUGGGUUCUCACCACCUUGGAACUGGAAGAGGAAGACCCAGGGCCCUUUCCCAAACUUGUUGGGGAGCUGUUCAAUAAUAUGUCAAAUAAUGUGUCACUGAUAUACUUAAUCAGAGGACCUGGUGUGGAUGAAUUUCCAGAGAUCGGUUUAUUCUCUAUAGAAGAUCAACAAAAUGGAAAAAUAUAUGUUCAUCGCUCUGUCGAUCGAGAAGUGACGUCAUCUUUUAUGGUUUACUUUGAUGCUGUGGAUCGGUCCACGGGGAGAGUUGUGGAUGAAUCCCUGAUUUUCAACAUUAGAAUCAGAGAUGUGAAUGAUCAUGCACCCCAGUUUCCCGAGAAGGAAUUUAACGUCAGUGUGAAAGAGAGCCAAGCUGCAGGUCAACCUAUCUUUCAGUUGUUAACAGUCGAUUUGGAUCAAGAAAACACUCCAAAUUCUCAAGUCCUUUAUUUCCUCGUUUCUCAAACACCAUUACUGAGAGAAAGUGGCUUUCGGAUUGAUCUCAUCAGUGGGGAAGUGCGACUCUCAGGAUGCUUAAAUUAUGAGACUGCUCCUUGGUUUACCCUGAUAAUCAGAGCAACGGAUUGUGGAGAGCCAUCCCUGUCAUCCACAGCCACCAUUCACGUCAGUGUGGAAGAUGGCAACAAUCACAUGCCUACGUUUAUGGAAGACCAUUAUAACAUUCAAAUUCCUGAAAAUCAAGUUGAGUGGGGCAUGUUGUAUCUCCCUGUUCAAGACAGAGAUUCACCAUUUACUCCAGCUUGGAGAACACAAUUCAACAUAUUGGAUGGCAAUGAGGAGGAGCAUUUUGACAUCAUGACUGACCCUGAGACCAACCAAGGGGUAUUAAAUGUUAUCAAGCCUCUGGAUUAUGAAACUCAAGCAGCCCACAGCCUUGUCAUUAUUGUGGAGAAUCAGGAACAGCUCUUCUCUUGUGAGGAGGGUCAGUUGCAGCUGUUGACGAAGGCGAUGGCCAGCACCACUGUGAGCGUGCAGGUGGUGGACACCAAUGACCCACCAGCCUUUCACCCCAGGACCUUCAUCAUCAGUGAGGAGGAUGGAGCCAGGCCUGGCAUCCAGCUGGGAGAUUUCAAUGCUACAGACCCGGACAGGAUCACCAGCCAGAUAAGAUACAAACUGGUUCAUGAUCCAGCAAAUUGGGUGACUGUGGAUGAAAAAUCAGGAGUGGUCACCACCAAGAGGCAAAUAGACCGGGAGUCCCCUCAUGUGAAUGACAGCUUUUACACAAUCAUUGUCCAUGCAGUUGACAAUGGCCUCCCUCAGCUGACUGGCACAGGGACCCUGAUGCUUUUCCUGUCUGACGUCAAUGACAAUGCUCCAACUCUCCGGUCCCAUUCUCAACACUUGGAGAUAUGCGAGUCUGCAGGGAACAAGCCCCUGCUCUUGGAGGCCGAGGAUGCAGACCUGGACCCCUACUCUGACCCCUUUACUUUUGAUUUGGACUCUGCCCAAAGAGAUAUAGAUGAUACUUGGAUGCUGAGGACAAAGCAGGGUGAAGGGCGCUCUGCUGAACUUGUAAUGAUGAGAAGCCUCCCUCGGGAUUACUUGGUGCCACUAUUCAUAGGAGACAGGCAGGGCCUCACCCAGAAGCAGACAGUCCAUGUGAGGAUCUGCUCCUGUCCCAGCGGAUCUAAGUGCGAGAAUCGCUCGGACGUGGGGCUCCUGUGGUGGGCCCUGUCCCCUACGUGUGCGGCACUCCUGGCACUGGCAGCUGCUCUGCUUCUCCUGCUGAGGUGCCAUUUUGCAUUUGGACCCAAGAGGCUCGGAGACUUCAUCCCAAGUGACAAUGGCCACCAGACACUGAUUGUGUACAACGAGGAAAGCAAAGCCCUUUCCGCCCAGGGUCAUAACAUGUUCUUUGAGCCAAGAGACGUGAGAAACCGAUCUUCCACACCGGUCUGUCUGGAUCGCUUGGUGCCCAGAUGCCCCCAGCAACUGCUGGAAGGAAGGGUGGUGGAGACAUGGAGUCAGAAGCUCCACACUGUUGAUAUGCUGGAGGGUGAUGCUGACUACCUGCCUCAUGUCUACAGAGAGGAGGGAGAGUGUGAAGGAGCUGAGACCCUCAGCUCGCUGACCUUCCUGGAGCAGGACCUCUCUCCUGAGUUGCUGGAUUACUUGAGUUCAAAACCUACUCCAUCUGAAGCAAUAUGUUCUGCAUCAAGAGUUCCUUCAUAAAAGCAUGGGUGGACAUGAUUUGGGGGGAUGGUCACCCCCUCAUGGGCCCCCUCCUUUUGUCCUUUAUUCUUAAGGACUUUCUAGUCCAGUGGUUAGUGUUGCAAACUUGACAAUCACUUGGGAAACAUCUGGGAGAUGUACCUCUGGCAUGGUAGUGAGGGAUUUGGUAAGAAAUGCCCACUGUGGAUGGCAUCAUUCCCUAGCUGGGAUCCUGGACUUAGAAGUGGAGAUAUGGAGCUGAGCAUCAGUGUUCAUCACUCUCUGCUUCCUGAUUGUGCAUGCCAUGUGACCGCGGCUUCAGAUGCCUGUCACCUUGACUUCCUGCCAUCCUGGGCUGUACCCUUGAAC
Molecule: messenger RNA, 2844 nt
Organism: Peromyscus leucopus (white-footed mouse)
Lineage: Eukaryota; Metazoa; Chordata; Mammalia; Rodentia; Cricetidae
Gene: Cdh26
Product: cadherin 26
Biological process (GO): adherens junction organization; cell morphogenesis; calcium-dependent cell-cell adhesion
Cellular component (GO): catenin complex; plasma membrane; adherens junction
Molecular function (GO): cadherin binding; calcium ion binding
Source: RefSeq, a predicted model, not a curated record